GCCUAUGGGGGACAUUUUCAUUCAAACCACCACAGACCUGUUGUCCCAGCAGUCAUGUAUGGCAGCCCAUGGGUUUGUCCCCAGAGGGAUGUUCAGGGACAGGGUUUCCACUGUGGAGGUGGAAUCUGGCCCACCCAGCCAUCACUGGCCCACCACUAGGAGGAAUAACAAUUCUAGGCACAUCAACCCCUCACUGUACAUGGUCAUUUUGGUCACAGCCCACAGGUCCAGGUCCUGCAUCUCCCAGACUACCUUCUCUGUGCUUCUGAGCUGGAACCUCUGCUUAGGGGACUAUAACAGGCCUGUUCUCUUCCCUCCUACCCAACAACCACAACUUGUUGCAAAUAAAACCUAACAAACAUUUAGAUAAAGAUUAAAAGCUUGUUCCAAAGUCCCUAAGGUGUUGGGGGGAGAUGCUGUUGUCAGCUCCAGCCUUCUCCAUAAACCAGGCAGAGUGCACACCCCAGGGGGGCAGCCCCACAGGGUCUGUGCCCCGGGCCAAUUUUCCACAUCAGAGAUGUCCCUAGCCUGCCUUCCUUCAUGGACCUGAGUGUCUGCUUGCCAGACCAACCUCAGUAGCUACAGAUGUAGAGAUUGGGGGUUGGGGGCGGGAGUGCUCACCUGGAUACCUCCUGGGGCCUCCCCAGGUCAAGGAAACCCUGGGAGCAAUCCUCUGUCCCCACUGUCUGCCAAGUCCGUCGCUCUCUGCCUCUGCUACCUUUGGGAUGGGGGUUUUGAGAGCCGAAACUGGGGGAGGGGCUGAGCCAGUAAGGUAAAGUGUACGCCCUGUAUGCCAUAUACCGCGGAGAGGCCUGGGCAGCAGACCAUGCAGGACUACAACCCAGCUCUGGCAGGAAAGCCUCCACGUGGCCAGACCCGGCGCAGCGUCAGCCAGGCCACACAAGGGCCCAUUCACUGCAGGCAAGCAGCAGCUCCAGCAUCUCUGGCUGCCCCAGGCCCCGCCCAGGGCAGAGCGCGUGCGCGGGAAGGACCCAGGCCCCAGCGGCUGAUGAGUGCCUGGGUGAGCCCUGCUAGAGCCUGCUGUAGAAAAAAUACCACUGAGAUGGAUGAACAGCCAUGUCUUGGAAACAAAUGAGAAGGCCCAAGGGUUCAGUAUCCUGCCACAAUGGAGGAUUGUUCUACAUCUAUGUCACCCCCUCCGAGGCUCAGGGACUCUUGUGGAAGAGGCUGGCAGAAAGAAUGUAUACUCCUCUUCUACAACUUCAGCUCUGUCCUUCUCAAAGACCUCCAAGAUAGCAGCAGUCCAUGCCCCAGAGGCCCCUUUGCAGGGCUCUGUCCAGGCCCAUGCUAGGAACUUCGCAGGGUUAGCAGGCUUCCCAAAGGAGUCUCCAACUUGUGGCCCAUAAGGGACUCUGAACAUCUUACUGUCCCCUGAGCUGGAGGAAUGGAGUCUCAGAGUCCCCACUGAUUCUACAAGAUGCUUGCUGAUCUGAAAACACCUCUCAAGACCGCUGAUGACAAGAGAAGCAGAGCUUGUAACUUCACUGCCCAGGCCCAGGGCAAACUGCCCAUAAUGCUGAGUCUUCUGGAGGCAUCAGACCAAGCCAGCUGGGCCUUCCAGUCUCAAUGAAGGCACUCCCCCUCGAGGAUGGCAGGGCACCCAGAAUACAGUGGCCCACAGAAGAGAGCAGGGCCCGUUAUACAGGACCACUGUAUCCUCAAGCACAAUAUCAGACUUCUCUUUACUCACUUCAGAACCUGAGGUUCUGGGCAAUCUUAAAGAACUCAAGAACAUGCCCCAAACCUGAGAGCACUGGUUAAAUUCAUGCUAAUGCUUAUGGGACCAUUUAUCUCCAGGCUAGCCUUACAAGGCAGGUACCAUGUCCUACAGAGGUACAUGGGAGCAAAGUAUCUGACCACAAUCACAGUGGGUCAUCGUUGGGGAUGGGGGACAGAAGGAGGGUUGGACCUGAGGUCAACCCAGGACCUCUGCCUCCAUAAGAAAAAAAGUGCGUGUUGACAGCCUUCCCUUAGGACUGUACACAAAAUAGGCAUGUGUUUGCUCACACAAGAAUGUAUACACUUCAGCGUGGCCCAGCCAGAACAGGCUCUACAAAGCAGAUAGCCAGCAUCUAGGUAGUUGAAGAUCUGCUGCAUUUUACUUCAGAAACUUCAUAGCUAAAGAGCUGCAAGGCAUGAACACUCAGUUCCUCCGGGAGGCCCACACAACCGUAACUACUUGUGAGCCUCUGAUUACAGUAUAACUCGGUGGAUUAGCUCACUGGAUUUAGCCGCUCAGGUAACACUCACUUGAUGGGGAAAACCAUGACUCAGCUAUCUUUGGGGUAAAUAAUUUAACAGCAAGCCCAGUGGAGUGUUUCCCACAGGUCAGCCUCAGCGCCACCUGCCAACCUUGCUUUCCACCUGCUAACAGAAGCCAGAGCUUGUCGGGGUCCAGCCCACCAGCAGGAUACAGCCAGUCCCUGGAUAUCACAGAGCCUACAGAGCCAGCAAGGUACCCAAGGUAGGCCUGAAGGCCUGGUGUGCCAAGAUGGAUGCCUCCCCUGAGUCCCAACAGAAGAGUGGGGCACUGGUACUGGUUCGACGGCAGCCCCCCGUGACCCAGAGCUUACUGGGGAGACUGAAGGCCAGGCUGAAACAGAGCUGCACUUGCAGUGUGCCAUGUGCACAAGCACUGGUGCAGGAUCUGUUUCCUGCCGUGCACUGGCUGCGCCAGUACCGCCCACGGGAGUACCUGGCUGGUGACAUCAUGUCUGGAUUGGUUAUUGGCAUCAUUCUGGUGCCACAGGCCAUCGCCUAUUCACUGCUUGCCGGGCUGCAGCCCAUCUAUAGCCUCUACACCUCGUUCUUUGCCAACCUCAUCUACUUCCUCAUGGGCACCUCACGCCAUGUCAACGUGGGCAUCUUCAGCCUACUGUGCCUCAUGGUGGGUCAGGUGGUGGACCGAGAGCUCCAGAUGGCUGGCUUUGACCCCUCCCAGGAUGCUCUGGGGCCCAGAGACAAUGAUAGCACCCUCAACAACUCAGCUACCACACUGGCGCUCGGGCUACAAGACUGCGGGAAGGACUGCCAUGCCAUCCGCACUGCCACUGCCCUAACACUGGUGGCUGGAUUUUACCAGGUCCUCAUGGGUGUCUUCCAGCUGGGCUUUGUGUCCACCUACCUCUCACAACCUCUACUUGAUGGCUUUGCCAUGGGAGCCUCUGUGACCAUCUUGACCUCACAGGUUAAGCACCUGCUGGGUGUGAAGAUUCCUCGGCACCAGGGCCUAGGGAUGGUGAUUCGCACAUGGCUGAGCUUGCUGCAGUCUGUGGGACAGGCCAAUGUGUGCGAUGUGGUCACUAGCACUGUAGGCUUGGCAGUGCUGCUGGCUGCUAAGGAGCUCUCAGACCGCUACCGACACCGUCUAAAGGUGCCAGUGCCCACAGAGCUGCUGGUCAUCGUGGUGGCCACACUUGUGUCCCACUUUGGGCAGCUCCAUACACGCUUUGGCUCAAGUGUGGCUGGCAACAUUUCCACUGGCUUUGUGGCCCCACGGGUACCAGACCCUACAUUAAUGUGGCGUGUGGCACUGGAUGCUGUGUCCCUGGCUCUCGUGGGCUCAGCCUUCUCCAUCUCAUUGGCGGAGAUGUUCGCCCGAAGUCAUGGCUACUCUGUUCGUGCCAACCAGGAGCUGCUGGCUGUAGGCUGCUGCAACGUGCUGCCUGCCUUCUUCCACUGUUUCGCCACUAGCGCUGCUCUGUCUAAAACCCUGGUGAAGAUAACUACAGGCUGCCAGACUCAGCUAUCCAGCGUGGUUAGUGCUGCUGUGGUGCUGCUGGUACUGCUGGUACUGGCUCCGCUGUUCCACGACCUGCAGAGAUGUGUGCUGGCCUGCAUCAUUGUGGUCAGCCUGCGGGGGGCACUGCGCAAGGUGAAGGACCUCCCACAGCUUUGGCGGCUGAGCCCUGCUGAUGCACUGGUCUGGGUAGCCACUGCAGCCACCUGUAUACUGGUCAGCACCGAGGCCGGGCUGUUAGCUGGGGUGGUCUUCUCACUGCUCAGCCUGGCAGGUCGCACACAGCGCCCACGGGCUGCCCUGCUUGCUCGCAUAGGAGACUCCAACUUCUAUGAGGAUGCUACUGAGUUUGAGGGCCUUCUGCCCCCACCUGAGGUGCGGGUAUUCCGUUUCACAGGGCCACUCUACUAUGCCAACAAGGACUUCUUCCUCCGGUCACUCUACAGCCUUACGGGGCUGGAUGCAGGACGCUCAGCAGCCAGGAAGAGGGAGCAGAACCCAGAGGCAGGUAUUAAUGACAAAAAUCUUGUUGAUGGCAAGGAUCUAGGUUCAGCAAGCAGCAGGGCCAGGCUGAUGGUACCCCCAGCAUUCGGUUUCCACACAGUGGUCAUUGACUGCUCACCUCUGUUGUUCCUGGAUGUGACUGGCAUGGCCACACUACGGGACCUGCGCAGAGACUAUGGGGCCCUGGGCAUCACCCUGCUUCUGGCCUGCUGUAGCCCCUCAGUGAGAGACACACUGAGGAGAGGGGGUUUCCUUGGGGAAGACCAGGGGGCUGAGGAUGAGCAGCUGUUUCCCAGUGUGCACAAUGCUGUGGAGGCUGCACAUGCCCUCCGUGAGGAUCUCAUAGCUGCUGACUCUGCCCUCUAGCAGGGACAGGGCCUGCUUACCAGCUUCCUCCCAAAGCCAAGACCCAUGUCCAUGAGCAGGCACUGAGCUCCUUCCUAGGAUUUAUACAAAGGAUGGAGUUCUUAUAGAGACAAACCCUUGGGUCACCUCUGCCCUGGAGAAGCCAGGGAACUCCAACUAGGAAAGGAAAGGGUGGCACCCUUGGCAUACUCAAGGACCCCAAACAUUCAGUGAUUGAGACCCUCUAGAGACCCAUGCUGCCCCCUGGUGUCCACUCAGCCCUGGUAGCUGCACACAAGGUCCCUCAGCCUAGGCAGCACCCAGGCUAACACUGUUAUAAUCUUAUCUGAAUAGAGUCUUGCAAAUUA
This is a messenger RNA of Nannospalax galili (Upper Galilee mountains blind mole rat), 4977 nucleotides long. RefSeq names its product solute carrier family 26 member 1 (gene Slc26a1). The record is from RefSeq and is a predicted model, not a curated record. Gene Ontology annotation, molecular function: secondary active sulfate transmembrane transporter activity; bicarbonate transmembrane transporter activity; oxalate transmembrane transporter activity. Lineage: Eukaryota; Metazoa; Chordata; Mammalia; Rodentia; Spalacidae. Gene Ontology annotation, biological process: transmembrane transport. Gene Ontology annotation, cellular component: membrane. The transcript is spliced from 6 exons. The coding region runs from base 2513 to 4630 and encodes 705 amino acids.